UCGCUCGCUCGCAAGAUGGCGGACGAGGACGGGGAAGGGAUUCACCCUUCAGUCCCUCAGCGGAACGGCGGCGGCGGCGGAGGCGGCGGCGGGUCCGGGCUCCUGGGCGCCGGGAACGGCGGCGGGGGCGGCCCGCGGGUGGUGCGCAUUGUCAAGUCCGAGUCCGGCUAUGGCUUCAACGUGCGGGGCCAAGUGAGCGAGGGCGGGCAGCUGCGGAGCAUCAACGGGGAGCUGUACGCGCCGCUGCAGCAUGUGAGCGCCGUGCUGCCCGGGGGGGCUGCCGACCGAGCCGGGGUGCGCAAGGGGGACCGCAUUCUGGAGGUGAAUGGCGUGAAUGUGGAAGGGGCAACACACAAGCAGGUGGUGGAUCUGAUCCGAGCUGGUGAAAAGGAAUUGAUCUUGACAGUGUUAUCUGUACCUCCUCAUGAGGCAGAUAACCUUGAUCCUAGUGAUGACUCAUUGGGACAGUCCUUUUACGACUAUACGGAAAAGCAAGCGGUGCCCAUAUCAGUCCCCACAUAUAAACAUGUGGAGCAGAAUGGCGAGAAGUUUGUGGUGUACAAUGUUUACAUGGCAGGAAGGCAGCUGUGCUCUAAGCGGUACCGGGAAUUUGCAAUCCUGCACCAGAACCUUAAACGAGAGUUUGCCAACUUUACUUUUCCUCGCCUGCCAGGGAAGUGGCCAUUCUCAUUAUCAGAGCAACAGUUGGAUGCUCGACGUCGUGGGUUGGAAGAGUAUCUGGAGAAAGUGUGUUCGAUACGAGUCAUUGGUGAGAGUGACAUCAUGCAAGAGUUCCUCUCGGAGUCAGACGAGAACUACAAUGGCGUGUCCGACGUCGAGCUGAGAGUGGCUUUGCCGGACGCCACCACAGUCACGGUCCGAGUGAAAAAGAACAGCACCACGGACCAGGUGUACCAGGCUAUUGCAGCAAAGGUUGGCAUGGACAGCACCACCGUGAAUUACUUUGCCUUGUUUGAGGUGAUUAAUCACUCCUUUGUACGGAAGCUGGCUCCUAAUGAAUUCCCCCACAAGCUCUAUGUCCAGAACUACACAUCAGCCGUGCCAGGCACCUGUCUGACUAUCCGUAAGUGGCUCUUUACUACAGAAGAGGAGGUCCUUCUGAAUGAUAAUGACCUCGCAGUUACCUACUUCUUCCAUCAGGCUGUUGAUGAUGUGAAAAAAGGUUACAUCAAAGCAGAGGAAAAAUCAUACCAGUUACAGAAGCUAUGUGAACAGAGGAAGAUGGUUAUGUACCUCAACAUGCUUAGGACCUGUGAGGGCUACAAUGAGAUUAUCUUCCCCCACUGUUCCUGUGACUCUAGGCGGAAGGGGCACGUCAUCACGGCCAUCAGCAUCACGCACUUUAAACUCCAUGCCUGCACGGAGGAGGGGCAGCUUGAGAACCAGGUGAUCGCGUUUGAGUGGGACGAGAUGCAGCGGUGGGACACAGACGAAGAGGGAAUGGCUUUCUGUUUUGAAUACGCACGAGGAGAGAAGAAGCCUCGAUGGGUGAAAAUCUUCACCCCCUACUUCAAUUACAUGCACGAGUGCUUCGAAAGGGUGUUCUGCGAACUCAAGUGGAGGAAAGAGAACAUUUUCCAGAUGGCCAGGUCACAGCAGAGGGAUAUGGCCACCUAGCACCCCCUCCUUCACCUUUCCCUCCCCUUUCCCUUGAUACAUUCUCCCCCGCCCCACUCCUAUGUCAGAGUAACUAUUAACACUUACAAAAGAGGAGAAAAAGGAAAAAAAAGAAAAGAAAAGUCAUUGUAUUAAAAAGCCCUAAACUGAAUAUUAAUAAUCCCCUUUGUGAAUUUCAUGUCUAUGGAAUUGAGCUGGUAGAAAACAUAGGACGGUCAGCACCAGAAGCCAACCAUGUGGUCAUACGGAAAGCAAAUACGCCCACCCGCGCCGCCAAAGGUAUUUUUGUCUUUCGCCCAGGCCUCACACCAACAGACUCUCCUUGGACUAUAUUUUUAAAACUGGAACUACGAACUCCAUCCAUUUGCACUGUUCAAACGUAUAUAUGUAUGUAUGUAAAAAAAAUUAUAUAUAUAUACACAAAUUAGCUGCACGUAUAUACAUAUAUAUUUCUUUUUAAAUUUCAUAUUGACGGCAGUACCUUUUUUAGCUUGCAUUUUUACACACCUUUCACCGGGUUUCAUUACUCUUGUCUCUCUCUCUCUCUCUUGUUCUUUUUUCCUUUGAAACAAAUUUAAAAAAAAAAAAAAGAAAAAAAUUACAGGGAAAAUACCUCUCCUCAUGAAGGACUUGAAAAGUUUACAACCUGCUUGGAUUUUUUCUCUUCCUUUAUUUGUGUUGGGUGCGGAGUCUGGCUAGAGGUUUGACCUGGAGCCUCAAAGGCAAAGAGGAUGCUGGGGAGAGAAAAGGGAGAGCCAUGCCAACAGAGAACAGUUGCUGGCAGGGAGAGUGGGCUGAAGUCAGAACCCCAAUGGAGGCGGCUGCCUGGCUCGGAGAAGACACCCCAGCUUCCCUAACUUUGUUGCUCCUCGCCUUUCCCCAGCCACGUUCCACUUCGCUUCUCUGAGGAGCUUUCCUGGGCUUCAGCGACCGUGCAGAUGGGGGUGGUCACGGGGAUGGUCUCAUGUGCUCCACUUCUUGCAGAAAACCCAGCCUUUCCUUGUAGUGGAUGUGUUCCUCUGUCCCCCCUCCGAAUCAUUUUUGCCAGGAACAGUUAUAAGGAAUGCUCUAGACCCAUGGCUUGGAUGUAAAACUGGGUCUUGGAGGAAGAGAAGGGGAGUAAGCCCCUGUGUAUAUAAGCCCUUCACCCAGCUGGACACCGUCGUUCCCAAACAGCUUCCUCGGUGGCAGUUUCCCUCCCAUCCGAGGCGGGAGCUCCAUAAAUGGUGGACGGCCGACAUUGAGAGACCUAAGGAGCGGCCUCUCCCCAGGGAGCCCAUCCUGCCUCAUUAAACCUCAGAGGCAAAGGAGCUGCUUGUGAGGGGGCGACUAUUGCUCCUUGGGCAGCCUGGGAGGGGUUUGAGAUUCAUUGGCAGGAGGGGCCUCCCAGGCCAGGAGGAGUCCCUGCGGAAAGUUGUGGGAGCUUUUCUCCUGGCAUCCGCCAGAACGGCGUCUCCCGCUCACUUGGCCCCGGACUUUGCAGACUCAGGAAGGUGCUGAAGGGUUCCAGUGCUGGAAGGGAUCCACCUUGAAGGCUUUCACACAUUUGAGUUUUGAACCAGGAGAGGACUGAGCCAAAGGCUCUGGAAAGAGAAGGCGGUGUCCUCCGAGUUCCUGGGAGCUUUUGGCCACAGUUUUGUUCACAUUUCAAAGCAUGGAAACCUGCCCUUCUCUGUGAUGGGCUGGGACAACCUGGCAGAGGGCCGCUUGGGUUUGUCCACCCUCGGCGCGGCAAGGAGGAGGGAGCGACGCCUUCAGGAUCAUGUCUGCGAUUUGCUUUUUAGCCCCUUCCCCUCCAGUCUCCUGUAGCUGCUGGACCUUUGCUGGCCCUGUACAUUUAUCCCUUGGGCAUUCAGGGAAUGGAGCCCUCUGGGAAGAAGCCGGGAAGACCGGCCAUGACAGUCUGCCGGCAAUUGCAGCGUGAACAAAGCUUCCCAUCUGCAGCUGAGAGGAGGGGACCCUCCCCUUCACCCCACUGUACCUCGGGAUUCUGGUGGCAAAGGUCAGCGUGGCCCCAGAGUCUCAGAGGUCAGGGAAAUGAGCCAGUGUCAGGGGUGACAGCUUCUGCCCCUCCUCCUUUCCAUGACAGGGUUGGCAAUGACCCCCAGCAGAGCCAGCAGGGUCUUCCCGGCCCCUUCCCCUUUCUCCCUCUGCCUUUAUCUCCGCUUGGCUUCCGUUCUCUGACCAGGUCCGAGGCCCACCUCUCUGACUUUCUACAUUGCCUAAGCAUUCGGUGACUUUGUAACGUUUUGAUGCUGUUCUUGUCGGCACUCCUCAGUCAGGAAGAAAUCGGCUCAGCUACGGUACAGCCCCGGGGGCUCACGGAGAGCUUGGAAUCGGAGUUCUGAAGCCCAGCCCUGGCUCACCUCAGUGGUCCUUGGGAGGCCCUCAUGGCUCACCUCGUCCCCUGUAGGCCCAAUUCCAUCUGGAGCACAAGGCCGGGCUUUCUCUUUGGAAUCCUCCGGCUUUGGAACCUGCUUCCUGGGUAGCAGUUUCCCCCAGAGUCCCUUGUCCUGGCUGAUGUGUCAACGUUGGGGAACUUUUGUGCUGUGGCUGCUCCGGCACCCCAAGGCUGUAGGGGAGCCCAAUCAUUAGCCUUGGAGGACCUAGAGCGGGGCCUUGGGGUGCCCUCCUGGUAUUCCUUUCCAUGUUUGGUGGCACUUUAUCUUGGGGAAGGAGGAAAACAGGAUGGGGUGCAUGGAGGCAGGAGACAUUUGUGACCUUGUGGUGGAUGUUGGGGACAGACUGAACUCCCCUUCCCCCCACCCCAGUCUUCCCGAUCACUUCCUCUGCCUCUGCACACUGUCCUUCCCUGGAUCCAAGUGUGCCCUUUGCAGGACGCUUUGGCUCACUCUCCACAGCCACGCUUUGGAACACAUGGACGGUUAGGACUAUGGAAAGGGAAAAAGGAGAGAGGGAGACAGUGGGGGCCAGGAAACCAACGUUGUAUCAUGUCCCCUUUUGAACUUAGGAUCUGGUGUCAGCUCUCCCCAGGCCAUGCACUCUUUUAAUUUAUUUGAGAGAAACUCUAAUUGUAUUUUCACUGCAGUAUCUUGUAUUUUUUAUUUGUGAUUUAAGAAAUGUGAAAAGAAAACACAAUGGCGAACAGUGUUUCUUUCAUUCCUUGUUCUAGAGCUAACCACUCUAAAAUUGUUUGGUAAUGUCACUUAGUGUAAUUAAUUGUAACAUAUUCUUUUAAAUAAAUUGAUUUAUUGAUGAAAGUA
This is a messenger RNA of Antechinus flavipes (yellow-footed antechinus), 4862 nucleotides long. It is a transcript of the gene SNX27, whose product is annotated as sorting nexin 27. The record is from RefSeq and is a predicted model, not a curated record. NCBI's taxonomy places the organism in Eukaryota, Metazoa, Chordata, Mammalia, Dasyuromorphia, Dasyuridae. Gene Ontology annotation, cellular component: early endosome. The transcript is spliced from 12 exons. Gene Ontology annotation, molecular function: protein binding; phosphatidylinositol-3-phosphate binding. Gene Ontology annotation, biological process: intracellular protein transport; signal transduction. Bases 16 to 1638 code for a protein of 540 amino acids.